AUGAGCAAGGGACCUGGACUCUUCUCUGAAUUCGGCAAGAAAGCCAAAGAUUUGCUCAACAAGGACUACAGCUCCGACCAGAAGAUAACAAUCUCUUCUUCCAGUUACUCUGGAGUGGCUAUUACUUCAAAUGUGGCCAAGAAAGGAGGGCUGUCUUCCGGAGAUGUGGGAGCACGUUACAAACACAGGAAUGCUGAAGUUGAUGUUAAACUGGACACAGAAUCAAAUAUUGUAACAACACUCAGUGUCACAGAUUUUCUGCCAUCCACAAAAGCUAUUGCUUCAGUUAAACUGCCUGAUUACAACUCUGGCAAGUUUGAGGUGCAAUAUUUACAUCAACAUGCUAGUUUCACUGGAGCUGUGGGUCUGAACAAGUCUCCUGCUGUUGAUUUUUCGGCAGCCAUCGGUACUCCCAGCAUUGCCUUUGGCGCGGAGGCAACCUAUGUGACAGCUUCUGCUGAAUUUACAAAGUACAACACUGGUGUGAGCUUGACAAAGCCAGAUUCCAAUGCUUCAGUGAUUCUGGCUGAUAAAGGAGACUCAAUAAGGUUUUCCUAUUUACACAACCUGAAUCAGCUGAAUGGAGGAGCUGUGGUGGGAGAGAUGAGUCGUAGGUUCUCUACUAAUGAGAACACAUUAACAGUUGGAUGUUCGUAUGUAGUUGAUCCGCAGACACUGCUGAAGGCAAAGCUCAACAACCAUGGCAAUCUGGGGGCUCUUCUACAGCAUGAGCUCAUACCCAAGUCCUUCCUGACAAUUUCUGGUGCCUUUGACACCAAAGCCUUGCAGAAGACUCCCAAGUUUGGAUUAGCACUGUCUCUUAAGCCUUGA
This is a messenger RNA of Dovyalis caffra, 831 nucleotides long. NCBI's taxonomy places the organism in Eukaryota, Viridiplantae, Streptophyta, Magnoliopsida, Malpighiales, Salicaceae. The record is from the annotation of a GenBank genome assembly.